UUGAUGAAUAUGAACAAGUUCAAGCACAACUAAAAGAAAGUCAAAAUGAAAUAUUUGAACUUAAACAAAAAAUUGAUAAUAUGAAUAUAAAUAAUUCAAAAAUUACUGACGAACAUGAGCACGUCAACAAACAACUUGAAAACAAACAAAAUGAAGUUAAUCAACUGCAGGAGACUAAUCUGACGUUAAAUAAUAAAUGUGAACAUUUUGAAAAAUUACUUCAGGAAAAACAAAAUGAAAUUGAUCAUCUUACUAGCAUUACCGAUGAAAUGAAAAAGGAGAAUUCAACAAUGACUGAAGACUUCGAACAAAUUAAUAAAAAAUUUGAAGAUAAACAAAAUGAAGUUGUUCAUCUUACAACUCUUAUCGAUGAAAUAAAAGCAACUAAUAUCGAACUCAAUAAGCAGAUAGAAAACGAGCUUGAAGCUAAAUGUCAUGAAAUUGUUAAACUUAAUGCGACAAUUAAUGAAAUAAAUACAACAACUAUUGAAGAACAACAAUUCAUUAAAAAUCAACUUGAAGAAAAACAAAAUGAAAUUGUUCGUCUUACAACUCUUAUCGAUGAAAUAAAAGCAACCAAUGUUGAAUUCAAUAAACAAUUCGAAAUCAAACUUGAAGAUAAACAAAAUAUGAUUACUCAACUUACAACAACUAUAAAUGAACUACAGGAAACUAAUCUAACAUUAAAUAAUAAAUGUGAACAUUUUGAAAAAUUACUUAAAGAUAAACAAAAUGAAUUUAAUCAAUUAACUGUAUUAAAUGAUGAUAUAGAAAAGAAAAAUUCAACUAUUAUUGAUGAAUAUGAACAAGUUCAAGCACAACUAAAAGAAAGUCAAAAUGAAAUAUUUGAACUUAAACAAAAAAUUGAUAAUAUGAAUAUAAAUAAUUCAAAAAUUACUGACGAACAUGAGCA
This is a messenger RNA of Rotaria sp. Silwood2, 913 nucleotides long. The record is from the annotation of a GenBank genome assembly. NCBI's taxonomy places the organism in Eukaryota, Metazoa, Rotifera, Eurotatoria, Philodinida, Philodinidae.